Miniopterus natalensis is the source of this 1059-nucleotide messenger RNA. RefSeq names its product tumor protein p53 inducible protein 3 (gene TP53I3). Lineage: Eukaryota; Metazoa; Chordata; Mammalia; Chiroptera; Miniopteridae. Gene Ontology annotation, molecular function: quinone binding; NADPH binding; quinone reductase (NADPH) activity. The record is from RefSeq and is a predicted model, not a curated record.
UCGCGGGGAUCGCAGGGCCGCGCCGAGCCGCCCGACGGCCGAGGGCCCUGCGCGGGAAACAUGUUAGCUGUGCACUUUGACCAGCCGGGAGGACCAGAAAACCUCUACCUGAAGGAGGUGGCCAAGCCAAGCCCAGGAGAGGGAGAAGUCCUCCUGAAGGUGGCGGCCAGCGCCCUGAACAGGGCCGACAUACUCCAGAGACAAGGCCAGUAUGCCCCACCUCCAGGAGCCAGCAGCAUUUUGGGAGUCGAGGCAUCUGGACAUGUGGCAGAGCUGGGGCCUGGCUGCCAGGGGCACUGGAAGAUCGGGGACCCAGUCAUGGCUCUGCUGCCCGGUGGGGGUCAGGCUCAAUAUGUCACUGUCCCUGAAGGGCUCCUCAUGCCCAUCCCAGCAGGACUGACCCUGCCCCAAGCUGCAGCCAUCCCAGAGGCCUGGCUCACUGCCUUCCAGCUGUUACAUUUCGUGGGAAAUGUUCAGGCCGGAGACACUGUGCUAAUCCAUGCAGGAGCAAGCGGGGUGGGCACAGCUGCCAUCCAACUUGCCCGGAAUGCUGGAGCUGUUCCUCUGGUCACAAUUGGCUCCCAGGACAAGCUUCAAAUGGCAGAAAAACUUGGAGCAGCUGCUGGAUUCAAUUACAAAGAAGAGGAUUUUUCUGAAGCAACAAUGAAAUUCACCAAAGGCGCUGGAGUCAGCCUUAUUCUAGACUGCAUAGGAGGAUCCUACUGGGAAAAAAACGUCAACUGCCUGGCUGUUGAUGGUCGCUGGGUUCUCUAUGGCCUGAUGGGAGGAGCUGAUGUCAGCGGGCCUCUGUUUUCAAAGCUUCUUUUUAAACGAGGAAGUCUGGUCACCAGUCUGCUGAGAUCUAGGGACAAAAAGUACAAGCAGGUGCUGGUGAAGGCUUUUACGGAGCAAAUUGUGCCCCACUUCUCCUCGGGGGACCCCCAACGUCUUCAGCCGGUUCUGGACAGAGUCUACCCCUUGGCUGAAAUCCAAGACGCCCACAAGUACAUGGAGAGUAACAAGCACACGGGCAAGAUCGUCCUGGAGGUGCCCCAGUGA